CCAUUUCCUAAGGAAUUCCAGAGCCCGGCCGAGCCCUCCCCGUGCCCGUCCCCGCUGCCGGCGAGCGGCUGAAGGUGACAGACGGAGCCGGGUGUCGCCAAUGUGGCAGGGACGCGUCCCAGCAUCCCGCCCCUGGCAGGGCCGUGUUCCUGCAUCCCGCCCCUGGCGAGGGACAGACUGGGACAGCGGCCACCCAAAUUCUUCCAGCAAAUGACAUUUUCCUGCAAAGGCGCGCCGGAGCCAAUCGCUCCCUGCACCGUGCAGCCAAUGGAUGCCGGGCUUUUCCAGCCCCUGCCAGCGGCUCCGCGGCUGGAGGGCCUUGGAGCAGCUGUGCCAGCGACAUUCCUGCCCGCUGCCCUCUCCGGGGGUGCCUGGCAUCCCUGCUCCUCCUCCUCCCGGGAAUAACGCUGCUGCUGGCAGCGCUCGGGGCCACGCGGCCGCUGCGGGGAGCGCGCCGGCGAUUGGGGUAAUUCGGGUGAUUAAUUUGGGUCUCUCUUCAGCACUGCCACGGCCUCCUACCCAGCAGAGCUGCUCCCCAGAGCCAGAGGGAUGGUGGUAGUCACGGGGCAGAACAAAGUGAGUGCCACCCCGGAUGAUGCCAUGUCGAGCUCGGAUGCAGAGGAUGAUUUCCAAGAGCCGGCCACUCCCACCGCCACCCAGGCAGGACAAGCGCUACCUCUGCUGCCCCAGCAGGUACGAGGACACCAUGCUGGCAGCCAUGUUCAGCGGCAGGCACUACAUCCCCACGGACGCUGAGGGCAGGUACUUCAUCGACAGGGAUGGCACCUACUUCGGAGACAUACUAAACUUCCUACGAUCUGGUGACCUGCCCCCCCGAGAGCGAGUGAGGUCAGUGUACAAGGAAGCUCAGUAUUAUUCCAUAGGACCCUUGCUAGACAAUCUAGAGGAUAUCCAGCCUCUUAAAGGAGAAAAAGUUAGACAAGCUUUCCUGGGCCUAAUGCCAUAUUACAAAGACCACUUGGAGCGGAUCAUCGAGAUAGCCAAGCUGCGAGCCAUGCAGAGGAAGGCCAGGUUUGCCAAGCUGAAGGUGUGUGUGUUCAAGGAGGAGAUGCCCAUCACUCCCUACGAGUGCCCCCACUUCAACUCCCUGCGCUUCGAGCGCAGCGAGAGCGAGACCAAGCUCUUUGAGCACCACUGCGAGGUGGACGUGUCCUUCGGGCCCUGGGAGGCCGUGGCCGACGUCUACGACCUCCUGCACUGCAUCGUCACCGACCUGUCCGCCCGCGGCAUCACCGUGGACCACCAGUGCAUCGGCGUGUGCGACAAGCACCUCAUCAACCACUACUACUGCAAGCGCCCCAUCUACGAGUUCAAGAUCACCUGGUGGUGAGCAAAGCAGAGGGUCAGAGGACUCCCAGAGGACAAACGUUCUUUCAGAGUUGCCUGGUAGUGAGUGUGGUGGCACAUCGAGGGGUGAAAGGACUCCCAGAGGACAAAUGUUCUUUCGAGAUGGCCUUGUGGUGAGUGUGGUGGCACAGCGAGGGAUGAAGGGACUUCUGGAGAACAAAUUCUUUCAAGAUUGCCUGGUGGUGUGGUGGCACAUCGAGGGGUGAAAGGACUGCUAAAGGACAAAUGUUCUUUUAAGAUCACCUUGUGGUGAGUGUGGUGGCACAUUGAGGGGUGAAAGGACUCCCAGAGGACAAAUCUUCUUUCAAGGUCACCUUGUGGUGAGUGUGGUGGCACAUUGAGGGGUGAAAGCACUCCUAGAGGACAAAUUCUUUCAAGGUCACUUUGUGGUGAGUGUGGUGGUACUUCGAGGGGUGAAAGGAUUUCUAGAGGACAAAUGUUCUUUCAAGGUCACUUUGUGGUGAGUGUGGUGGCACAUCGAGGGGUGAGAGGACUCCUAAAGGACAAAUGUUCUUGGCAGUUACCUUGCUGCUCACAUUCCUUGGGAUCAGCCUGCUGGCAGGGGUUGGGAACACCUCUGGAAACUUGAAAAACCAGCCUAAAAUCAGACUGUUGGCUCAGGUACCUUAACGAGGCACAAAACAAAAUCACCUCAUGCAAAGGAUGGAGGCUGAACAUCUGCUAAAAGGUGCCACCAACCACGUGGCUUCAGGAUGGAAUUGCGGAUUUUUCCUGCAUUUUUGGGAAUCUGGGGUGCUACUAAAGCUGACAUUUCAGUUUUACCCUCUUAGAAAUGUUUUAGUUCCUCCUUCAGCUUUAUAAAGUUUGAGUCACACCCAGCACAAAGAUCUGGAAAUGUCAUUUUGAUGUACUAGAUAAUUAAAAAAAAAAAAGGAAUAUUCCUUAUAUAUUAUUAAUUGUUGUCAGGAUUAAACUGUAUUUCUUUUUUAAUUAAGAAUCUAUGUUGUGAAUUAUAAUGUUGUACUUCAAUUAUUUCUGUUGUUAUCAAAAGGAAUAGCAGAUCUGGAAUAUAUUCCUUAAUGCUUUUAGGAAUAAUAACUGUUCAU
Molecule: messenger RNA, 2435 nt
Organism: Onychostruthus taczanowskii (white-rumped snowfinch)
Lineage: Eukaryota; Metazoa; Chordata; Aves; Passeriformes; Passeridae
Gene: KCTD7
Product: potassium channel tetramerization domain containing 7
Exons: 4
Coding region: 593-1351 (252 amino acids)
Biological process (GO): protein homooligomerization
Molecular function (GO): protein binding
Source: RefSeq, a predicted model, not a curated record